AUGGACGAGGGCACCGAGCUCGUGGAGGCGUAUGACUACCUCUUCAAAUUCGUCAUCAUUGGCGAAUCCGGCACCGGCAAGAGCUGCCUUCUCUACCAAUGUAUCCACGAGAUGUUCAAGGAGAACGCGGCACACACCAUCGGCGUCGAGUUCUCAAGCCGCACCAUCCGCAUAGGCGACCGGAGCGUCAAGCUGCAGCUAUGGGACACUGCGGGGCAGGAACGCUUCCGCUCCGUCACGCGGUCGUACUAUCGCGGCGCGGCGGGCGCCAUCCUCGUAUACGACAUUACGAGCCGCGCGUCAUUUGCCAACCUCGACCGGUGGGUGCAGGAUGCACGGGCACUCGCGAGUCAGCACCUCGUACUUGUGCUUGUGGGAAAUAAGCUCGAUCGCGAGGACGACCGGGAAGUCGAGUAUGCUGAGGGCGAACGGUGGGCGCAGGAGAAUGGCGUCCUCUUCGUCGAAACAUCCUCGUUGACAGGCGAGAACGUGAGCAUGCCGUUCCUCCUCGCCGCACGCGCCAUCCUCGAAGGCAUCGACGCAGGUACAAUCGACCCCGACGUCGCCGGCAGCGGCGUGUCGUACGGUGAGCGCCAACUGCGCGCCGUAUCCUCGAGCGGGCGAUUGAACGGCAUGCCAUGGCGCCGGCGGCGACGGGACAGCAUCUCGAUCCGUGAGAUGGUUGGCAACGGGUCGCGGUGUAAUUGCUGA
Messenger RNA from Cutaneotrichosporon cavernicola, 711 nucleotides. RefSeq lists its product as uncharacterized. The record is from RefSeq and is a predicted model, not a curated record. The coding region runs from base 1 to 711 and encodes 236 amino acids. The transcript is spliced from 6 exons. Gene Ontology annotation, biological process: regulation of endocytosis; vesicle-mediated transport. Gene Ontology annotation, cellular component: recycling endosome; plasma membrane. Lineage: Eukaryota; Fungi; Basidiomycota; Tremellomycetes; Trichosporonales; Trichosporonaceae. Gene Ontology annotation, molecular function: GTPase activity; GTP binding.